Molecule: messenger RNA, 867 nt
Organism: Penicillium chermesinum
Lineage: Eukaryota; Fungi; Ascomycota; Eurotiomycetes; Eurotiales; Aspergillaceae
Exons: 3
Coding region: 1-867 (288 amino acids)
Biological process (GO): kinetochore assembly; protein localization to kinetochore; attachment of mitotic spindle microtubules to kinetochore
Cellular component (GO): kinetochore
Source: RefSeq, a predicted model, not a curated record
AUGGCCAAUGAGGCACAUGAGGCACUUGCUGCCUUGAGAAAGCCGCAGAAAGAACAAGGCGAUCUGAAACAACUAAGUAUCAUUCGCAUUUCGGAGCCUAUCUCAGAUGUCGGCGAGUCGAAGCAGUCGCCCUCGAAACGACGAUCCGACGUGUCGAUGUCCGACUGGAGCGAUCCAACUCCUGCAGUUCUAGAGGCCGACUUAACGCACUACAAGGAACUAUUUUCAAAACUACGAUUUUCAUACCUCGAGCAAGUGACCAAGGAGAAAUUCUUGCGCGCGAUUGUAGGUGAUCCGCCUCUGGUUGUUGGCCAUAAUGAGAAUGUCGAGUUGGAGGGCCAACUAGCAGAGGUGAAGGCCGAGCUCAAGGCCCGGAAAGAAGAGGCUCGAGUGAUGAUUGAGGAGAUGGAGAGAAUUAGUCGCGAUUUGGCGCGCAGAUAUGAGAUUAUCGAGCUCCAAGAAACGCAAUUGUCGACCCUCCCUGACUCCAUCGAGAACCUUGAGUCUACCAUUGCCGGUCUCAAAGCAAAGCAAGUUGCUACUAUGGACUCCUCUGACCCACGAUCGUCACAGAACCUCUCUCUUCCUGCUACCGUGCAGCUGCUCUCGGAGCGUGAGGCGGAAUUGGCGGCUCUGAACCGUCAGAUUGCUGCUGUGCAAAACUCGCUGCCACGUAAAACACGAGAGGCCGAGGCAAUCGAGAGGGAAUGUUCGGUGCUUGAGCGCCGAAAGGCUGAAGCGGUGACACAAGCACGCGAGGCUUACCGUAAGAAGCAGCAGGGCGAGAGCGACGGGCUGGAAGAGAUAGGCCGAUGGUAUAGAGGGGCAGAGGAGACCCUGAAAGAACUGGUGGGCACAGAGGGGUAG